Messenger RNA from Achroia grisella, 396 nucleotides. RefSeq names its product protein CEBPZOS. The record is from RefSeq and is a predicted model, not a curated record. NCBI's taxonomy places the organism in Eukaryota, Metazoa, Arthropoda, Insecta, Lepidoptera, Pyralidae. The coding region runs from base 136 to 396 and encodes 86 amino acids. The transcript is spliced from 2 exons.
UUUGUGACGUCACCACGACAAAUACGGUCGAAAUUACUUGAAAUAUAGAAUCCAUUACCUUUUUUUUCAUAUUUUAUUUGGGAUGUUAAUUAUUACAUCUCAAAAUUAAGUCUCCAUUUCCAGCCAACAUAUAUUAUGCUAACAAAAACUCCGAAACCUGCUUAUAAGCGUUUCAUCGGGACCUCAUUGAAAGCUAUAUUCUUCGCGGAAGCCUUAGGAUUUGCAGUUUCAUACGGUGUUUAUUAUAAACUUAACACUGAUAGAGCGUUUCGUCUGUAUAUGUACCAGAAUCACAGCUGGGUAUUAGAAGGCUACUAUCAACUCGGCGAGAGAAUUGGCGGACAUAAAACCCGAGAUCUAGAUAAGCAAGUUUGGAGUAACGAAGGCAAAAUAUAA